UGCUGCUUUAACAAUAGGCCGAGUUUAAAAGAGGUCCGCUGUUCAUGACGAGGCUUCCCCCAGAAUGACAUCUGAAGGAGUGCAACAGGGAUGGACAAUUUCAGGGUUCGCCGUCAAAUUUACAGAUUUGGAUUUUUUUAGUUGACGCAGACGCCCAGAGGUUGUCCUUCUAUUGGGGUUUUUGCUUCUUUGCGUGUGUUUUGGCUGGAUGCAAAAAUGUGCACAACUUGAAUCCCGUGUUCUCCUCUCCACCGUGUCGUUUUUGAGAAAUACAGCGCAGUGCGCUUCUCUACUGUACACCUGACCUGUGGACUUAUUCAUAACCGACUGUGGAUUUCCACACGGAGAGUGAAUGCCAUUUCAGUUCGAUGCUGUUGAAAAGCAAAGAUUUUAGACUCCAGUCAAACGAGUCAUUAAAGACGGACACAGGUGUUGUUUACACUGGAACACUCCGGACGAUGGUUCACUGCACCAGCUGUAAGAAGCCCAUUUCCGACAAGUUCCUCCUCAAAGUGUUGGACAGUCCUUGGCACAUCAAAUGUGUCCAGUGCUGCGACUGCAAGUGCAGUCUGACAGAGAAGUGUUUCUCACGAGAGGGAAAGCUUUACUGUAAGAACGACUUCUUUAGGAGAUUUGGGACUAAGUGUGGCGCCUGUGCGCAGGGGAUUUUACCCAGCGACCUCGUCCGCAGAGCCAGGAGCCGAGUGUUUCACCUCAGCUGUUUCACCUGCGUCAUGUGCCACAAGCAGAUGUCCACAGGAGAGGAGCUCUACAUCCUGGACGAGUUCAAGUUUGUUUGUAAGGCGGACUAUCACCACAAUGACGACAACAACAACAACAACAACGAGGAUGACGACAGUCGAAACGGCGGGAAAGACACAAUCCUUCUCUCAGUGACGACAUCCAGCGACCUCAGUCUGUCCCCAGAGUCACAGGACCCGCAGGACGACGGGAAGGACUCGGAGACGGGACAAUUGUCCGAUAAGGACGUUUGCGGCAACGACAACGACGAGCAGGAGCCCGCGGGUAAGAGACGCGGCCCGCGGACAACAAUAAAAGCCAAGCAGCUGGAGACACUGAAGGCGGCGUUCGCUGCAACGCCGAAGCCCACCAGACACGUCAGGGAGCAGCUGUCGAGGGACACGGGCCUCAGCAUGAGGGUCAUCCAGGUUUGGUUUCAAAACCGGAGGUCUAAAGAGAGACGCAUGAAGCAGCUGAGUGCAGUGGGGUCACGAAGGCACAUGUUCUACAGGAGCCCAAGGAGAAUGAGAGUCCUGGGAGAGGGAAUGGAGCCGGGAGAACUGGGACCACUCCCUUACUAUGGGGACUAUGACGAGUACCAGAACGGAAACUUUGAGUACUUCCCAGCCCUGCCAUCGUCCCAGGCUCAGACGCCCGCUGACCUGGGCUUCGUGCCUUCCUCCAUCCCUGGAGUUCUAGACCACCACCUACACCAACACCAUCAGGGCCACCACUUUGUAGGAGAGCUGCAGUACUUCUCUGACACCACCGUGUCUCAUCACCCAGAGGACUCACCCAGCCCAGAGCCCAGCGAGAUGUGCGGUCACGGUAUGGCCUACACCCAUGUGCCACGGGGCGACAGCAUCUUUUCCAACCAGUUGUCACAGCCGCCAUCAGACGUGAGUGAAGGCACCAUCUGGUAAUGAUCUACAGUGAGGACGAUGUGAAAAC
Molecule: messenger RNA, 1692 nt
Organism: Cynoglossus semilaevis (tongue sole)
Lineage: Eukaryota; Metazoa; Chordata; Actinopteri; Pleuronectiformes; Cynoglossidae
Product: LIM/homeobox protein Lhx1-like
Exons: 5
Coding region: 369-1664 (431 amino acids)
Biological process (GO): neuron differentiation; regulation of transcription by RNA polymerase II
Cellular component (GO): nucleus
Molecular function (GO): DNA-binding transcription factor activity, RNA polymerase II-specific; zinc ion binding; RNA polymerase II transcription regulatory region sequence-specific DNA binding
Source: RefSeq, a predicted model, not a curated record